Messenger RNA from Quercus lobata, 949 nucleotides. Its product is annotated as 30S ribosomal protein S16-2, chloroplastic/mitochondrial-like. Lineage: Eukaryota; Viridiplantae; Streptophyta; Magnoliopsida; Fagales; Fagaceae. The transcript is spliced from 5 exons. Gene Ontology annotation, biological process: mitochondrial translation. Gene Ontology annotation, molecular function: structural constituent of ribosome. The coding region runs from base 145 to 603 and encodes 152 amino acids. Gene Ontology annotation, cellular component: small ribosomal subunit; ribosome. The record is from RefSeq and is a predicted model, not a curated record.
UUCCCUCCUAGUACCAAGUAGUAACUAUAGUGAAACAUUGUCCGUCUCUCCUUAAACCCUGUCUGGUCUCCUUAAACCCUAAUCGUGGAAAUUCGUCACCUGUCUCUCUCAGCGACCCCAAUUUAGGAAUUUACAAACGAGAAAAUGCCGGUUCGGAUCCGAUUGGCUCGGUUCGGAUGCAAAAACAAACCCUUUUACCGGGUCAUGGCUGCCGAUAGCAGGUCUCCUCGUGAUGGCAAGCACCUCGAAGUCUUAGGCUACUACAAUCCCUUGCCAGGCCAAGAUGGUGGCAAACGAAUGGGUCUUAAUUUUGAAAGGGUGAAAUAUUGGCUAUCUGUUGGGGCUCAACCCUCAGAACCUGUGCAGCGCAUUCUUUUCAGAGCAGGGGUACUUCCUCCUCCGCCAAUGAUGGCAAUGGGACGUAAAGGUGGACCACGUGACACAUGCCCUGUUGAUCCUAUGACUGGUCGCAUCUUGACCCUAGAGAAGCCACUUAAUGCUGACCAGGCAAAGGACACUGAAGGGGGAGGGGGGUAUCCAGGGUCUCAAGAAUCUUUGUUUCUACUCGGAUAUCCUCCGGAGAAGCAGCCUGGUCUUGCUUAACCUUCGAGUUUGGACAAUAAGUCUCAUCUUUUCUGGGAAGGCAGUAGCUUGUGUAGUGAUAUUGGUACUUUGCUGCAUCACAGAUAGGGUUGAAUCAUGAGUGUAGAUGUACUUAUGUGUUUUUUGUGUGUAUGUGUUCCCAAAUUGCCAGCCAAGUUUGCCCCUCCUUGAACUACACACAAGUAGUUUCAUUGAGAAUGAUUUGAGAGCAAAGUACUUUCCAAGAAUAAUUGACUUCCUUGCAGAUAUCCUCUUUGUGGGAAGCUGAUUUGUAAUUCUGUGAAUGUAAUGUUUAGGAUACUAUCCAAUUUAUGAGAAAGUCCUCUUUUUUGUUCAAACUUAAAAA